Phanerochaete carnosa HHB-10118-sp is the source of this 948-nucleotide messenger RNA. RefSeq lists its product as uncharacterized. Lineage: Eukaryota; Fungi; Basidiomycota; Agaricomycetes; Polyporales; Phanerochaetaceae. The record is from RefSeq and is a predicted model, not a curated record. The transcript has a single exon. The coding region runs from base 34 to 864 and encodes 276 amino acids.
CAACUCGAGUCUCUUCGUUCGAAGAUCAACUCCAUGGUCGAAUCCAUCCAGACAUUACAAGCGACUAUUGAUCAGCAGGGGCAGAAUGCCAUGCCUUCCUGGCCAGACAUACUGUCGAAAUACACGAUACUUCUCUCGCAGUCGCACAACCUGUCCAUGUCUCUCGUCGGUACGGCCGCUGCCGUGAGGCCCGUGAAUGGACACGGCGGGACGCAUGCGCCAGUGAACCCUUACGAAAGGCUCGCGUUGCACCCGAGCAUGCCUAUGACCGAUCACCAACUCGACAAUGAUCUCAUUCCUCUUCUGCGCGGCCAGCAGACUACGGACGUGCUCAAGCUCGAGAACGACACGGUCCGGCACCUCGCGGAGCACAUGUCCACCCGCGGCUCGCUUGGUGUGCUGGGCCUGACGGGCACAGGCACAGGCACGGGUACGAACAACACUGCACGCCCUCGGUUCGGCGCACAGGACAAGAAACCCGAGUAUGCAGACAUCCUACGCGAAUGCGAUCAGAUCAAGGUUGAACACGACGAGCGCGUUGACCGAGCGGUGCGUGCUGUCACACUGCUUCGCGAGAAGUUCGACUGGAAAGCGCGUGUGGAAGUCGAGAAUGAGGAGCCGGAGGAGCUAGAUUGGAACCCACUGGACGACGUAGGCGGUGCUGAGACACAUGCAGACGAGGACGUCGAGAUGAACGUAGAUGGCGGUGCACAGACAGGAGACGAGGGGAGGGAAGAUGAAAGCAACGAGAGCGAGGAAGAAGAGGAAUUGGAGGAGGUGCUUGGUAAUGGUGCUGAUAAUAGCUCUCCUAUCGGGACGCCGCAAGCUUUCGCGAUGAACGAAGAUGUCCCACCAGAAUUUUGAGGUGCAGCAGGGUCGGAGGAUAGACCAUCAGUGCGUUUACAUAAUGCGCCAGAGCUUCUAUGUGCUCAGCUCGCUCUGAACUAA